Messenger RNA from Capsella rubella, 684 nucleotides. Its product is annotated as transcription factor bHLH113. NCBI's taxonomy places the organism in Eukaryota, Viridiplantae, Streptophyta, Magnoliopsida, Brassicales, Brassicaceae. Gene Ontology annotation, cellular component: nucleus. The coding region runs from base 1 to 684 and encodes 227 amino acids. Gene Ontology annotation, molecular function: protein dimerization activity; RNA polymerase II cis-regulatory region sequence-specific DNA binding; DNA-binding transcription factor activity, RNA polymerase II-specific. Gene Ontology annotation, biological process: regulation of transcription by RNA polymerase II. The record is from RefSeq and is a predicted model, not a curated record. The transcript is spliced from 5 exons.
AUGAGAGGCACAACGGAGGAAGAAGACGGAGUCACGAACUUCUCCGAUGUUCUUCUGCUGUCUAAUGAUGUUCUUGGAUCUAGCAACGUUGGAGAAGACAGCUUUGGUGUCGGAUUCAUUGGAAACGAUACUACUCAAAUGCUCUGUUUCGGCGGAAGAAACCAAAACAACGCCGGAUUGAUCUUCUCAGGACCCUCUUCAAGCAAUAUGACUCGUACGGUCAAUGAUAAAUCAUCUAGAUCCAAUAAGAGAACCGGAUCGAGUGAUGAACACGACCGGGUUUGCGAUCCAAAACCCGGUAAGAGAUGCAAGCGAGAUCAGAAGAAGUCAUCCGUUAAGGUUAGCGAAAAAAUCACAGCGUUGCAGCAAUUGGUUUCUCCAUACGGCAAGACAGAUACAGCAUCAGUGUUGAAUGAAACAACGGGUUACAUAAAAUUCUUACAAGACCAAGUUCAAGUCCUAUCCUCUCCUUACCUCAAACAUCACACUCUUGAAGACGAAGACACCAAAGACGUGAACCCGACAAUGAGAGAGUUGAAAAACAAUGGUUUAUGUCUUGUACCACUAGCUUGGACUGUUCAUGUAGCGAAUACCAACGGUGCUGAUUUAUGGUCACCUGCUAUCUUGUCACCAACAGUGAACCAGUACACUGUGGAAGCCAAAUCAUAUCAAGAUAACCUUUAA